AUGCUUCCCCCACCAUCGCCGUCGUCGGAGACCGUCUCCAAGAAGCGGCCGCGCGAGACGAACGAGGGCGCGUGGUCGGCCGACGAGCACGAGCGCUUCCUCAUGGCGCUCCAGCUCUACCCAGAAGGCCCGUGGAAGGCGAUCGCAGAGAUCGUCCAGACGCGCAACGCCAAGCAGACGCAGACACACAUGCAGAAAUGCAAAGAGAAGCUUGUGCGCCAGCACCGGCGCGACCACGCCGACGACGAGCCGCUCACGUGCGCCCGCUCCAAGCACUCGGCCAACCUCAAGGUACCCGCGAUCGAGCCGAUUCCGUUCACUGCGCCCAGCGCGUCACUCGACGACGUCGUGACCGACCUCCCGCUCGAAGACGCACUCGACUUCUUCUGCAACCUCCCCAACGCAUGA
This is a messenger RNA of Saprolegnia diclina VS20, 408 nucleotides long. RefSeq lists its product as hypothetical. The transcript has a single exon. The record is from RefSeq and is a predicted model, not a curated record. Bases 1 to 408 code for a protein of 135 amino acids. NCBI's taxonomy places the organism in Eukaryota, Oomycota, Saprolegniomycetes, Saprolegniales, Saprolegniaceae.